CCGUUUGAAUUACCUGAUCCCGAAGCAGACAACGGUGAUUCACAUCUUACACUGAAAGAACAAGAACAGAAGUGGACCGACCUCGGACUAACUGUACCAACCGAACAUAGCCAAGGAUUUCCAAAUUAAAGUAACUGCUGUACACUAUGGAGUUGCCACACGUAGGGAAGCAAUGUGCUCAUACAGACUGCAAACAGCUUGAUUUUCUUCCAUUCCAGUGUGAGCACUGCAAGCAGAUAUUUUGCAAUGAUCAUUACCUGCCAGAUAGACACAACUGCACUGAGCAGCGUGGCACUGAAAUUUCAGCAGUGCCUGUUAUCUCAUACAAGUGCUCUAUAUGUGGCAAUUCCAGUGCUGUCCAGAUGAACUGCCCAGUGUGUUGCCAACAUUUCUGCCUGCAGCAUCGUCAUCACGGUUGUUUGGAUGAUGAUGAUGGAAAGUUAAGACAGAGGGAUGUAAACAUAUGCAAAAAACAAUAUGAAAUGGCAAAACAAGAAGCAGACAUACAGGUUGAGCGGAGACUUUCACUUGCAAAGAAAAAGAACAACAAGACAGCAUUUAAAGUUCAGCUAAUGAAAUUGAAGAAUAAAGCAGCGGGCAACAAAGGGAUUCCAUCUGCAGACAGAGUUUAUUUCAUGAUAUUUCCACCACUGACUCUCUCAAAACAAUCUGUUCCUGUUUUUGUUUCCAGACAUUGGACUGUUGGAAGAGCUAUUGACUCCAUUUCUGAUUUGUGUGGUGUUCUUAAUCGAAAUAAUGAUGCUACAGCACCAAAGUUGAGGUUGUUUCAUUAUGAGGGUGGACAGCUGCUUUGCAUGCAGGUGGAUAAGAAACUUAAUGAUUUAAUACAAGAAAAUGAUCUAGUGGAUGGUGAAUCUUUAAUUUUGGAAUAUGUGGACGAUGUGAGUGAUCCACAUAAACAUUUGGAAAAUACAAAACAUUAUAAAGUUUCAUAUGCUCUCGAAAAGUAAUACUGUUAUAUUUUACACAGAUGUAUGAAGAAAUGCAUUCGCCAUUUUCUAGCAUUGUAAAAGUCCUGUACUCAUUAGUAAUAAAUUUAUAAUUGCUUGCAG
This is a messenger RNA of Schistocerca americana (American grasshopper), 1073 nucleotides long. RefSeq names its product AN1-type zinc finger protein 1-like. Gene Ontology annotation, molecular function: zinc ion binding. Bases 147 to 971 code for a protein of 274 amino acids. Gene Ontology annotation, cellular component: cytoplasm. Lineage: Eukaryota; Metazoa; Arthropoda; Insecta; Orthoptera; Acrididae. The record is from RefSeq and is a predicted model, not a curated record. The transcript has 3 exons.